Mesocestoides corti is the source of this 1932-nucleotide messenger RNA. The record is from the annotation of a GenBank genome assembly. NCBI's taxonomy places the organism in Eukaryota, Metazoa, Platyhelminthes, Cestoda, Cyclophyllidea, Mesocestoididae.
AUGGUUGACAACCAUUUAGCUGAGAAAGCGGAUUUUUCAAGCUUUGUUGCAGUGAUCGCUUGGUGUGCGAUUUUACUAUUCACUAUCGUAUGUGAAAUCAUUGAUUGGAUACGACACUUUGACAAACAUGGCAGAUUAAAGUAUCAGUUUUAUCAAACAUUCCUCUACGGUGACGGGAACGACAAAACGGACGAUGAAAAAAGGGAAUUGAUUGAAGCUGUUCGACAGAUAUCGCACAUCAGAUGGAGCGGUUUCAUCAGCGAUAAAAUUACGUCUUCUAAAUCUCCAGAUGAUCCAAGAGGAGAAGCUGUCACCGCAGUUGCUUCUGCCAUCUCUGAUCUACUCACGGACUUGGACCUCACAUUCUCGGAUCUGGCAGUUGGCCUGCUUCUUCUUCAGUGGCAGACGAAGUACUGGAUAGGCGGACAAAGUCGUGUGCCUGCGAAGUACGUGCUCAAGCAGACCGAUCCUGUCUUAACAGACUUGGCCGCUCCCAAUGACAAGAAGAAAAAGAAUCCGAUCGAUCAACUGAACAAGGAUUGGCUGCAUAUCUCAAGACUGAAGCGUUACUCGCACUUGGUCAAUGCGUCAUACGGGUGGAUCUAUUACUACCUGGAAAACCCCUGUGACUGCACCGCCUUAAAUCGGUUGUGCCAAAAGAUAUCGUGGAAAAAUCCUACAGCUCCCAAAAGGCAAGUCGACCUUGAGAAUGGCAUUGAUGGCCCGGGCGGGUGUAUGUGCGCCGGAUACAACUGCUACCUAGCCGCUUUCCUUGAAAUGACUCAGCUCGAAUGUGAUGACAUUCUCAUCUUCGAUAUAACUGACCAGUUCUAUGAUGCCACCGUGAUGCUGAUAAUCGAUGACGCCACGGAGGCGAUAGUGAUCAUCGUGCGAGGCACCCUCUCUGGCGACGACACCCUCGUGGACAUGGUUGCUGCAGGCGCCCCUCUUCGUAACGAGGACAAUGUUCUACCCGCAGACAAGCAGCUCAUUGGCCACGGUGGAAUGUGUCGAACCGCGCAGAACAUUGUCAGUCGAAUCAUCGAGGAGGGGUGGGUGGAGGCUGCACGACGUCUGAGGCCUCGCUACCCCGUGGUAAUUUGUGGUCACAGUCUGGGAGCGGGUCUGGUCUCCCUCAUGUCCGCGCUUCUGCAGCCCUCCUACCCCGAGCUGAAAGCCUACGCCUUCAGCCCGCCUGGAGGCCUCAUGAAUGAAAAUCUAGCGAGACACACUCGACCCUACCUGUGUUCGAUCACUUACGGCUACGACUGCGUCGGACGUCUUGGAAGUCAAACUUUGGAAGACCAACGUGCUCGAAUUUUCCACGCGUUGUGUGUGUAUAAGGUGCCCAAGUUUAUCGUCCUAGGCACUCAAAUGUGUCUCUCCCUUCUACGUUCCACCAAAAUCGAUCGUCUGCUGCCUUCUGAACGCUCCCUGAUGCGCUGGAAGAACCCCGAAUGCCAUCAACUGCUGUCUCUUCCGAGACCCUACCCUCGUAGUCUCUAUCCAAAAUCCCUAAAGGGAUCGGAGGUCAAACAGAAGUACACAAUUGACUGGAUGAUCAAGUCCCUGAAGAAUCCCGUUCCUUCCGGACGUCUGCUGCACAUCCUCGAAGUGGACAGUGACUUCGAGAUUAAGGGAGUCGAGCCGUAUCGAAAACGUGGAUACAAGCCCCCGCCAAUAGCACUUUGGGCCGACGCAAACACCUUCAACAGCCUUCUAAUUCACCCAAAAAUGUUGUUUAAUCACUCACCAAUUGCCGUGUCCACUGCCAUCGAUCGACUCUACAACAGCAUUGUCCAUCCAGAAAAGGUCUUCCACAAGAUCCACACCAACACGUGGCAUCGCGAAAUGGAACCUGUCAAGGGUAUUACGCGAAACCUUACUGAAAAAGAUGUCGAGAAGUUCAGCAGAGCCAGAAAGCUCAAAUGA